Molecule: messenger RNA, 5525 nt
Organism: Amyelois transitella
Lineage: Eukaryota; Metazoa; Arthropoda; Insecta; Lepidoptera; Pyralidae
Gene: Pgant9
Product: putative polypeptide N-acetylgalactosaminyltransferase 9
Exons: 14
Coding region: 791-2734 (647 amino acids)
Cellular component (GO): Golgi apparatus
Source: RefSeq, a predicted model, not a curated record
UCGUGUUCGUAGAUGCGUCACAAAUUCUUCUGUAGUUCCAAAAGAUAAAGAGUCCGUUCCAUAGCGCAAUUUUUUUUUAUCAAACGUGUCGAACGGAAGCUAGGCGAUGCGCACAUCUCUUGCCGCAUCCCGUUUCACUCCGUCCUCCAAUCGCCUCCGACCUCCGACCAAACGGACCUCCAUACCUCAGGUCGCCCUCAGUGUGAGUUUACGCGUCGCGACGCACGGACGUACGCUCCCUCCCGACGAUUUCACUUCGCGAGCUUUCGAAUUUACCUGUGGAUUUUCAGUGACCAGUGUUACAUCAAAUAUUUUUGUGCCACACAUUUUACUGGAUUAGUCCCGUUCCACAUCGACGGCGGAGCAAACAUCUUCGCCAAUUUUCAAGAUUGCCAGCGACGAUUGAAUUAAAGAUUACGUGAACACGACACAAUAAGGUGCCCAAAAAAUAACCAUGGAUGAAAAAUGUCCGUCGACGUGCGAGCAAUGAAACAAAAGGCGAGGAAGAAACCGACGAACUACUGGCAUAAAGUGGCGAAGUUAUAGCCAAAACACUCACCAAAGUCAUGUGAAAAAGAAUAAUUCAUAUCCAAUCUACUGAAGCAUAUCUUGCUAAACUGAAGGAAAUAAGAAAACAUAUCUCGUUUUAUGCUAGUCACCCUUUUGUGAUUAUAGAUAGUGAAAACUGAAUUGCUCAAAUUGUAAUAAAUAUAUAUUUGUGUUUAGAUCUAAUAUCAAAUGCACAUGUUGUGAAACAAUCGACAACAAAAAUAAAAUAUCGAAGCUGAAGAUGAAAUACUACAGCAUGUUUUUCCUAAGAAGACGUACUUUGAUUUUAAAGGCUGUGCUCGUACUAACCGCACUAUGGUUUAUGAUUGCACUUUUAACGACAAAUGGAGGAACGAGAAAUGCUAUUGUAGAAUACGAUGAUGCUGAAGCAAAGCCACUGAGGAUGGCUAAACCAACUUCAGUAAAGAGAAAAAGUGACCCGUAUGGAAAUAAUCUAUCUGAUGACAGGAAGAUCGAUUGGAUGGCUCGCAUAGGCGCAAGCGAAGGGCUUGGCGUCAUAGCCGCUCCUGGUUCGGACAAUGCUCCCGGGGAACUAGGGAAACCGGUCGUCUUACCCAAGAACCUCAGUGUUGAAGCAAAAGAAGCGGUAGCCGUAGGAUGGAAAAAGAACGCAUUCAACCAAUACGUUAGCGAUCUAAUAUCGAUUAGGAGGAAACUGCCCGACCCGAGGGACGAAUGGUGUAAACAACCAGGACGAUAUUUGAAAGAUCUACCUAAGACAUCAGUAGUGAUAUGUUUCCACAAUGAAGCGUGGUCAGUUUUACUCAGAACUGUCCAUUCAGUACUGGAUAGGUCUCCACCUGAACUCAUUCAAGAAAUCAUUCUAGUUGACGACUUUUCUGAUAUGCCUCAUUUAAUGCAACAACUGGACGACUACAUGUCAGCUCUCCCAAAAGUCCGGAUUGUUCGAGCACCGCGUCGGGAAGGUCUCAUCAGAGCCAGGUUGCUGGGAGCACGUUACGUCACCGCACCUGUGUUGACUUAUCUCGAUAGCCACUGCGAAUGUACCGAAGGAUGGUUGGAGCCGCUCUUGGACAGAAUCGCGCGAAACAAAACGACAGUGGUGUGCCCAGUUAUUGACGUCAUAGACGACAACACCCUAGAGUAUCACUACAGAGAUUCAUCGUCAGUGAACGUUGGUGGAUUCGAUUGGAACCUGCAGUUCAAUUGGCAUCCUGUACCAUCAAGAGAGAGGGCGAGACAUGAACACACAGCUGAACCAGUUUGGUCACCAACAAUGGCCGGUGGUCUUUUUGCUAUCGACAAAGAAUUCUUCGAACGAUUGGGCACUUAUGACAGCGGAUUUGAUAUAUGGGGUGGGGAGAAUCUAGAGCUGUCUUUCAAGACUUGGAUGUGUGGAGGGACCUUGGAAAUAGUUCCGUGUUCGCAUGUCGGACAUAUAUUCAGAAAGCGUUCGCCUUAUAAAUGGCGAACUGGAGUCAAUGUACUGAAGAAAAAUUCCGUUCGGUUGGCUGAGGUUUGGUUGGACGACUACGCUAAGUACUACUAUCAACGUGUCGGCAACGAUAAAGGGGAUUACGGAGACAUCACUAGCAGGAAAAUGCUGAGGGAAUCACUGGGUUGUAAAUCUUUUGAAUGGUACUUGAAAAAUAUUUACCCUGAGCUAUUUAUCCCAGGGGAAUCGGUUGCUCAUGGAGAGAUUCGAAAUGUCGGACUCCAAAAGAUAUGUCUCGACUCGCCGACCCGCAAGUCAGAUCACCAUAAAGCAGUCGGAUUAUACCCGUGUCAUCGGCAGGGUGGAAAUCAGAUCGCGAAUCAAUGGUCAUCAAUGUGCAUCGACUCGGCGGCUGGCCCCGAGGACAUGAAGUCACCAGUCAACGUCUGGCCAUGUCACGGGGAGUACGGCAAUCAGUACUGGAUGUACUCAAAGAACGGUGAAAUCCGUCGAGACGAGACAUGUCUCGAUUACUCCGGGCAUGAUGUCAUUCUGUACCCGUGUCAUGGAGCUAAAGGGAAUCAGUUAUGGCUGUAUGACAAUACGAGUAAGUUACUAAAGCACGGUUCCAGUGAAAAGUGCAUGGCGAUAUCACGCAAGAAGGACAAAAUCGUGAUGGAGACAUGCAAUGAGGCGGAACCGAGGCAGAUGUGGAAUAUGGAGAACUUCAACCCUGAAAGACUGUCCCCAGAGCUAAUACCCGAGUAGCCGGAGGCCUACGAUGAGAUACUGUUCAUCUAAGAGAUAAAAGACUCAUUCAGUGUUGUUAUAUCACUUGUUUUUGAACGCAACGUGUGCUUAGUGUUUGUGAUUAAAAUUGCACAGGACUUUGACGUUUUGGCUGAGGUUUUGAGGAAAUGGCGACAACAGCAUGAUAUGUUUGAUUCAAAGAAGAAACAUAAGAUAGAAAAUUCAAUAGACAAUGAUCAAGUUAUGAUUCAUUUUGCCAUUAAAUGUUUCCUAGGUCUCGCCUAUGCCCUCAAUCUUAUAGCUUAUAGAAUUCGAGAGGAAAUGAGGCCAUUUUUUAUAGAUGAUAAGGCUGCUAGAUUAAAUUUAGAAAUUGAUCUAGAUAUUUUAAAAUUUCAAUUACCAGCUUCUGUAGAAGUUAGUAAUGUUUAAAAACCACAUCUCAAAUGUUUUGAGAUGUAGUUUUUCAAACAAAAGAGAACAUAUGUUUGAAAAAGUUAACUUAGAGUAUUCAUAAUUGUCACUCGUUAACCCCGCCACGGUUUGGCCUAAAUGUGUCUAGGGACUGAUUUCCUAAUUCCGCCAAUUGAUUACUCAUUACACGUGUUCAGUUAGAAAUUUGGAGAAUCUGAACGUUAAUUAAAUUAAGAGUUGAGAAUACUUUGAGACGAAUAAUUAUUCUUGAGGCAUAUUAGAGUUUGUGAUAUAGUGCUUGCUACAGACUGUUUGUUGACUAAUAUGUAAUAAGUCAACAAAUUGUUUAUUGGUAUCUAUUGAAUUAAAUUUACUCACAUCACUUUAUUAAUAUAAAAUAGAAAAUACAUUUUUAUGAAUUUACACAUAAAAAAAACAGCUUUCGGUAUUAUAAAAUGAAAGAUGAUUAAAAUUAAACCAAUUUUAGUAAUUUAUAACAAAACAAUCACUGUUUAUUUUAAUUUCAAAAUUCCAAAAACAAUAUAACAAUAUGACUAAUGAGGAUAAAUGUUCAAAAAGUUUUUAUAUGAAAGCGGAAAAUUUAUAGACACAUUUGCAUGAAUGGGUCUGAUGAAAAGUCUGCAGCAAGCACUUUAUAGAUAGGUAUUGUUUGUAUUUUGUAAAUAUUACAUUGCAUAUGUGUAUAGAUUCGUAUAUCUUUUCUAAAACUUUAAUAAUAAAAAUAUCUUUGGUGUUAUUUUGGUUAAAAUGGAAAAGUCAGUUUUUCUCCUCGUUAAUUAUAACUAAUUCUUUAAAUAUUGACUUACAGCAAAUUGUAGAUUCCAAAUUGAUUAGCGACAACGGCACGGUGCUGCCAUCUUCAAUUUUGUGCAGGGAAUCUAUUAUUCAUUACUUUAUAAUGUAAGAUUGUUUUUAUCGAAAAAGAUUAGUUGGAUUUGUUUUUAAUUUGGUAUUUCAUUUUCCGUCAGUAAGAGGUAUUUUGUACAUAAUCCAUUUUUGUAUUGAAAUAGUAUUCUGUAUCCAAGUAUUAUCUACUACUGUUUAGAUAGUUAUUAGCCAACAUUCGUCUGUACAUAUCUAUUUUGCAUAUAAAAGUAAUUAUCUGUGACGUAUUUACAUGAUUAUAUUUGAUAUAACUAAUCGUUGCUGUGUGCAGUGGUUUUUAGAUUACAUGCAAAUUAUUGUGAUUUAUUUUAAAAUGUAUAUUAGUCAUUUUGACUUAACAUUUAGGUACGUAAUCUUAUUGUAUAGAAAUAACUAGUUAGAUGUGUAUUAAAAAUCAUGUUUUAUGUUAAUCAAUAUUGGGGCGAGUUUGUAUUUUUGUUAGUCAUGAUAUUUGAAACGAAUUUAUAUUUAUUUUAGUUUGAUUUCAAAAGAAAAGAGAUUUUAUCGAAAAUGACUGAGUAUUAGAAUAUUUCAAUUGCAAUGGUGUUAAAAUCGAUAGAUAUUAUUUUGAUACAUUUCAAUAAGAUUGUAGUAGUUUUAGUAUCUGAAAUAUUUUUUUACGUCUGCAUGACUAUCGGAUUUAUUUUGCUAGAAAUAGGUAAUUCCAUUUCCGUAAAACUUUUUUGGGGUUUCCUUAUAAUUAUUAAUUUCCUUAUAAGUACCUAUUUGUGUCUAUUUUAGUAAAAUUAAUUGUGUAAGUCUUACCUAUACAUUCCUUUAUGUGAUUUGCCUUUUAUUGAAAAGGGAAUGCAAUUUUGCAUUUUUAUCAUUUUCAAAGUUUAAUUUGAUAAACAUAUCGGAGAUAUUCAGUAUCUAAUAUCAAAUUAGUUUUUUUCACUGCCAAAUACACAUAUUUUUAAUACCUUUCUUGUAUGUUGGUCUUCCCAUAUUUUUUAUGAUCUUAUAUACAAAAGUAUUCUUGCAAAAUUAAUACUUUGAGCAUUUCUCUUUGCUCAAAAAUGUCAACGCACACUUUUUUUAUCACAUGAGUCAAAGAUUUAGUUAUUAAUAGGUGCUAAUUAUUUUAAUAAAAGUUGACGCAACAUUAAAUUAAUUAAAUUAUUAGCUGAUCUUACAAAAUUAGCUGAUCUUACAAUUUCGAGGAAAAAAUUAUGUAAUAAAUUAUAUUGACGUAUUUUUCACAUCAAGUUGAAAUUUGACCACGCUAAUAGCUUUUUGUUGCUUUCUUAUUGCAAAAAUAUUUCUAUUAAUUAUAUAUAUUUUUUAAUCGUUGACAAAACUGUAUAUAAAAUUUGUAGUUUACAUCGUCGAUGUAGGAAUAUUAAAUGUGCCUUAUAUCUUUACAUAGGUUAUAUUUGAAUGUUGAAAUUUCUGUAUAUAAUGCGGUGUCUCCACUUGUAUUAUACAUAGCAUAGUAAAUAGAUGGCGAUAAAAUAGUAUUUGUAAAAUAAAGCAUUAUGUUGGAUUUGUA